UCCAUCCAUCCAUUCAUCGCGCCCUCCCGCGUCUCCUUCAGUCCGCUCCUGUGCGCCGCCGAAUCGGCUGAUCGCGUCGCCCGCUGCCCUUGCUUCCUCCUCGGCUUUGUUCACUGGGGAACACCGCUGGUCUUGACUGUGUCUGGAGAACCUUUAGAGAGAAGAUGAGUCCCGGGUCCUGGAGCUGGUUCUGGCUCUGGUCGUGCGUGCUGAGCCUGAGUGUUUUGAGCCGGGCUCUGGAGCUGGAGGAGCUGUUUGAGUACGGAGAAGAAGCCGGAGACCAGCAGCUGCUGCCCGGCUCGGACUCCACCGCGGAGCUGCCUCUGGUCGGAACUCUGUACUUCUUCAGCGAAAGCUUCGACAAAGUUUAUAUUAACACUAAUGGAUUUGUGGCUGUCGCCGACCCUCCAACUGAGGAGCAGUACCUGGGGAAGAUGCCCACUAGUUUCAAAAUGAUUGUAGCCCUGAUGGGAGACCUGGACAACAGUGAUGGACAGGGGAAGGUCUACUUCAGGCAGGACAGCAGCCCGGACGUGCUGAGUAGAGCCGCCAAGCACAUCAGACAAGCUUUCCCCAGAGACGAUGGAGUGGAGCCCAAAAACACCUUCAUCGUCACCUGGGAGAACAUGGCUGCUCGGGGGACCUCUGGACGAGGAGACAGACUAGACACCAAGAGAAACACUUUCCAGCUCGUUGUAGCCUCCAUGGACUCGUCCUCGUGUGCAAUCCUCUUGUACCCCAGAGACGGCCUACAGUUUUUCUCCACGUCUGUAGGGGGAGAGACUAAGCUCCUAGAGGGUGGCUUCAAUGAAGGCAUUGUAGAAGGCUGGUUUUGGAGCAGCAAACAGGGGACACACUUCCGCACCACCACAGAUGAAGAGACCUCCGUCAGGGAACUUACUGAAAAGACAAACUCAGGACGGAGUGGAGUUUGGGUGUACGAGAUUGGCGCUUCACCAUUUUUUCCUGCGAUUACACCAGGAAUGGUCUCUGACCUACAUGACAAGGAGGCUGCCACUGAACCUCCUGUGACCAUGUUGCCAAGGCAACCCGAUGAGCAACAGGAGGUGGACUUCCCAACCUAUGCACCUCUGUUCCCAACUGAGACUCCUGCUGAGUACCAACCAAGUUACCCAGAAGCCGAGACCAUCACACCAACGUAUGCUGAACCAGAAACUCAAGAACCGGAUGAAGAAGAACUGGGACAAUUUGAGCCAGAAUAUCCGGAAUAUGAGAUUGUCACACCAACGUACACUGAGAGUGCUCAACCAAGGUACACAUCUGAGCCGAGAUACCCUGACCAAACAAUGACCCCGUACCCCGACUCUGAGCCUCUGCAACCAAGAUAUACUACCCCUGAAACCACCGAGCCAAGAUACAUUCCACUUGAGCCGAGGUACCCUGACCCUGAUCCAGUACAACCACAGUACACCAACCCUGAACCAGUCCAACCAGUGCCACCCCAUUCCCGGCCCCACCAACCACAAGUUGUUGUGGUAGAUGAAGACGAAGACCUCAAUGUGGAUGUAUUUGCGUACAAUACGGAGACAUGUGCCCACAAUAGGCACAAAUGCUCUGCUUUCGCUGACUGCCGGGAUUACAGCAACGGGUACUGCUGCCAUUGUAGGCCUGGUUUCUAUGGAAACGGGAAGGACUGUGUUGCCGAAGGAAAACCACAGAGAAUGAACGGAAAGGUGAAUGGUCGAGUGUUCGUUGGGAACUCCCCUUCACCUGUGGAACUCGGUAACCACGACUUGCACUCGUACGUGGUAGCCAAUGACGGACGGGCCUAUGUAGCCAUCAGCAACAUCCCCGACAGCCUGGGCCCAUCCCUGCAGCCAUUGUCCUCCCUGGGAGGAAUCAUCGGCUGGGCCUUUGCUCUGGAGCAGCCUGGCUAUCAGAAUGGCUUCAGUCUCAUUGGUGGUGUGUUUUCCCGGCAGGCUGAGGUGAUCUUCCAGCCCGGUAAUGAGCGUCUAAACAUCAGGCAGCAGUUUAAAGGAAUUGACGAACACGACCACCUGGUGGUGAGCACUGAGCUGGAAGGACGUCUGCCAGCUGUACUACUUGGAUCCUCCGUCCAGAUCAACCCAUACAAGGAGAUCUAUCAAUACGACAGAAAUCUGAUUACUUCUUCCUCCAACCGCGACUACACCGUCACCACCCCUGAAGGCAAUGUCGAGAGCAGAACUUACCAAUGGCGUCAGACAGUCACCUUCCAGAGCUGCAAACAUGACGAGGCCACCAGUGCAGCGCCAUCCACCCAGCAGCUCAGUGUGGACCAGAUCUUUGUGAUGUUCGAUGCUGACAACCAUCUGAUCCGCUACGCCAUGAGCAAUAAGAUCGGCUCAGUCCACACCAGCCUUCCAGAGCAGAAUCCAUGCUUCACCGGCAGACACGGCUGUGACAUCAACGCUAUGUGCAGACCAGGUGAAGGCCUCCAGUUCACCUGUGAAUGUUCAAAUGGUUUCACUGGAGACGGACGAUACUGCCACGAUACUGACGAGUGCAGGGAGACUCCUCAGGUCUGUGGACCCAACACCUUCUGCAGUAAUCAGCCUGGAACUUUCCGCUGUGAGUGUUUAAGUGGCUUUGUGUUCGCCAGCGAUGGAAAGACCUGCAUUGAGGAGAACCGUCCGGUGGACCACUGUCAGAGAGGAAGUCAUGACUGUGAUGUUCCUGAACGUGCUCUCUGCAGCUACACCGGGGGCUCAGCCUACGUCUGCUCCUGUCUGCCAGGAUUUGAGGGUGAUGGCCGGGUGUGUCAAGACGUAGACGAGUGUCAACAGGACCGAUGUCACCGUGAUGCCAUCUGCUCCAACACACAGGGCUCCUACACCUGCCAGUGCCGUUCUGGUUUCCACGGUGACGGCUUCCAGUGCAGCCCGACAUCCUCAGAGCGAGAGAAGACCCAGUGUGAGCGCCACAGAGAGAGCGCCCAGGCUGCCACCUCCAGCUCCAGCAUCUUCUCUUUCUUCCGUCCUCGGCCAGCUGUGGGUAACUACGUCCCACAGUGCGACGAACACGGAGCCUAUGAGCCCACACAGUGCCACACUAGCAUCAGUCAGUGCUGGUGUGUCGACGCCAAUGGUCAGGAGAUCCCCAACACCCGCACUGGACCUGGCAGCACCCCUCUGUGUAUCAACCAGGUAGUGACUCCCCCACCGGUGGGUCCAACUCCACGGCCUGAUGUUCACCCCAUCGCUCCAGGAACUCACCUGCUGUUCGCUCAGAGCGGGAAGAUCGAGCACAUCCCGCUGGACGGAUACAACAUGAAAACAGAGGAGGCGAAACCUCUGCUGCACAUCCCUGACCGGGUGGUGAUCGCUGUGGCUUAUGACUGUGUGGAGAAGAUGGUUUACUGGACUGACAUUACCGGGCCGGCUAUCAGCAGGGCCAGUAUGAGUGGAGGAGACAUCAACCCAGUCAUCACUACAGAUCUCCAGAGUCCUGAAGGCAUCGCCAUUGACCAUGUGGCUCGUCUCCUCUUCUGGACCGACUCUAUGCGUGACACUGUGGAGGUUUCCAAGCUGGACGGCAGCCAGCGCAGAGUCCUGUUUGACACCGAUCUGAUCAACCCCCGACCCAUCGUCACCAACCCGGCAUACGGGCGGCUGUACUGGGCAGACUGGAAUAGAGACGGGCCUAAAAUUGAGAUGUCCAACAUGGACGGGACGGAUCGGACUGUGCUGGUGAAAGACGACCUGGGACUUCCCAACGGUCUGACCUUUGACCUUGACAACCAGCAGCUGUGUUGGGCGGACGCAGGUACUCGUAAGGUGGAGUGUAUGGAUCCUCACCGUAGGCUGAGGAGGCAGAUCGUUGAAGGGAUCCAGUAUCCGUUUGGUCUCGUCUCCUUUGGAAGAAACCUUUACUACACCGACUGGAGGAGAGAGGCGGUGGUCGCUGUGGACCGUCAAUCAGAGAAAGAGACAGAAGAGUUUCUGCCGCAGAAACGCUCUCGGCUGUACGGCAUCACCACGACACCCACGCAAUGUCCACAAGCCUAUAACUACUGCGCCAACAACGCCGGCUGCUCUCACCUGUGUCUGCCGCGGCUCGGCGGGUUCACCUGCCGCUGCCCGGACAACGCCGUCCCCGGCCAGUGUGAGGAGAGGAACCUGUGAGGAGCUGCUGCUGCUGGGAGAGAAAAAAAACAAAACACACUUAACUGAAUUUUGGUGUUUUCUACUUUUCUUACUUGAAUUGAAUUUCUACGAUCAUUUUAGAGUUUUAUGUGGUUUUGGCUGUUCAGACCUCACUGUAUUUAUGAUGCCACACUUCAGGUCCACCGGUGAGAUUAUUAACUUCCUUUCUCAAACUGUUGAAUUCAGAUGUAGUUUCUGGUAUACUUGUACUCUGGUUGAAAAGUGAGGAAACAGUGACAGUAAUUGACAUACAGGGAUUUUAUAAAGACGGCAGGUAAACUAUAAACACUUUGACCAGUGAUAAUUAUUUGAAAAAGGUACCAAACGUUGUGUUUUUAUUGUAUUUUAAACUCUGCAGAUGUGGUCUAAUAGACAACUGUGUAAAACAAUCAGAUUUAAUUCUUUUGUAAUGAUCAAAUACCUGAGGGAAGGAUUCCCAAGGGCCUUGAAAACCCUUGAAAAUGUCUGACAUUUUGAAAAAAAAAGCCUUAAAAGGUUUCUGACAAUGAUUUAAACUUUAUCAAUAUCAAUCAAAAUUUAAAAUUUGUUUCGGUUUAAAAUCUUCUUUUCGCCUGAACUUAAAUCAUCAGAAGUUCCUGGUUAGCCAUUGUGAGCUUCUGAGGCAGCUCCUCAUAUUUAAUCAAAUCUGAAUCGUUCAUAACAACUGCUCAGUGUGUCAAAGAGUUACAGCAGUUUGACAGAAAAGAAAUCACAGCUACAAGACAGUUCCAGGGAAGCAAAUGUCUCAUUAUUGAGUUGCUCCAAAUGUAUUUGUGAAGAUGAUGAAAUUUAAAGGAAGAAACUACAAACAAAUUGAAAAUGGUGGAAAAAUCUGUAUUAACAGACUGAUCUUAACCAACAAUUUGGUUCACAGUUCAAGAUAUUUGAGACCAAAGAGAGUAGGUGGUGGCUAUUUGAUGACAAAAUCAUUCAGCCUUUUGUCCUCUAAACAGACAAUCAAUAGCACUGAGAACUACUUGGCUUCUUUAGGCUAUCGCUGCACUCCAUCAAAUCUUCUAUUAGUUUCAACACAUUAACCAGAAAGAUACUAAUCGAAUUCAUGAUCUAGUGCAAUGGGUCCUACAGGAAACACAGGAGGAGAUGUCUGCCUUUAAAUGACGGUAAAAGUUGAUUUUGAAUGCUGCCUUAAUGACUGACUGAGAAAUACAGUUUUUAGAGAUAUUAGUGAAGAUAAAUAAGGGCUGAAAAAAGUAUAAUCAGACUAGAUUACAGUUUUUCAGUGGUAGAAUCUGAUUAUUCCAUAUUUUAGUAAUCCUCUAUGAUAAAAUUUGAUUUUUUUUCUCCCCCCCAAAACUGACACAUGGAGUUUUGGACCACUAACUAUGAGCCAGUGACUGAUCCUGGGGGGUGUGAAACUUUAAUAAGAGCUUAAUAACUUACAAGAUUUAUUCUGUUGUUUGUGUUAAGACUCACAUUGUAUUUUUUAUAUGAACUUGUAAAUAGUUACCUGAUAUUCUCUGAUUUUUUUUUUUUUAAUGGUGCCUGAGAUCUGCCUGAUGACGAUGAUGGUGGUGUGUGCAGGUUGUGUUUGUUGGGUUGUUGCACCUGUAUGAACUUCUCAUGUAAACAUUGUUUUUAUAAUGAAGACUUGUGCAGUGACUAUAAGUUCCAGUCGUUGUUAAAGGUGUUUUUAUCAGAAAUAAAAGUAAAGAAAGAAACAACUGUUUUUCUAAAACAAAAAAAACUCAUGUCAUGUUU
Molecule: messenger RNA, 5864 nt
Organism: Larimichthys crocea (large yellow croaker)
Lineage: Eukaryota; Metazoa; Chordata; Actinopteri; Sciaenidae
Product: nidogen-1
Exons: 20
Coding region: 165-4124 (1319 amino acids)
Biological process (GO): canonical Wnt signaling pathway; cell-matrix adhesion
Cellular component (GO): plasma membrane
Molecular function (GO): Wnt-protein binding; calcium ion binding; Wnt receptor activity
Source: RefSeq, a predicted model, not a curated record